AAGCCCUAAUCAAAAUUACAAAAUAAAUAUUGGCUAAAUGAUUCAGCAAAACCUAAAUUAUUCAAUCCAACGGCUGUAAUUAACAGAGGCUCCUCUACAAAUACGUGGUGCACCGUCCGUCUGUUCACACUACUUUGCUCACUCUUCUCUCUGUUUCUCUCCUCUCUCUACGCGAAGAAUACUCAUCUACUUCUCUCAGUCUCUCUCUUUCUGCAUCUAUGGCUACGAUCCAGACCGUCAAGGCAAGGCAGAUCUUCGACAGCCGUGGCAAUCCCACCGUCGAGGUGGACAUUGUUCUGUCAGACGGGACUUUGGCUAGAGCUGCUGUUCCAAGUGGUGCAUCCACUGGAGUUUACGAGGCCCUUGAGUUGCGUGAUGGAGGAAAAGACUACCUUGGAAAGGGUGUCUCAAAGGCUGUCAACAAUGUGAACUCAAUCAUUGGACCUGCUUUGAUUGGCAAGGACCCAAGUGAACAGACUGCUAUUGACAACUUCAUGGUUCAACAACUCGAUGGAACUGUUAAUGAGUGGGGUUGGUGCAAACAAAAGCUUGGUGCAAAUGCCAUCUUGGCAGUGUCUCUUGCAGUUGCCAAAGCUGGGGCUAGCGUCAAGAAAAUUCCUCUUUACAAGCAUAUUGCCAAUCUUGCUGGCAACAAGAACUUAGUGUUGCCUGUUCCUGCAUUCAAUGUCAUCAAUGGAGGAUCACACGCAGGAAACAAACUUGCAAUGCAGGAGUUCAUGAUUCUUCCUGUUGGAGCUUCCUCUUUCAAAGAGGCCAUGAAGAUGGGUGUGGAAGUGUAUCACCAUCUAAAGGCUGUGAUUAAGAAGAAAUAUGGUCAGGAUGCAACCAAUGUUGGUGAUGAAGGUGGUUUUGCUCCUAACAUUCAGGAGAACAAGGAAGGUCUUGAAUUGCUCAAGACAGCCAUUGAGAAGGCUGGAUACACAGGCAAAGUUGUCAUUGGAAUGGAUGUUGCUGCAUCUGAGUUUUAUGGAUCAGAUAAAACCUAUGACCUGAACUUCAAGGAAGAGAAAAAUGAUGGUUCCCAAAAGAUCUCAGGAAAUGCUCUCAAGGACCUUUACAAGUCAUUUGUGAGUGAGUACCCUAUUGUAUCAAUUGAAGAUCCAUUUGAUCAAGAUGACUGGGAACACUACGCCAAGAUGACAGCUGAAUGUGGAGAACAAGUACAAAUUGUGGGAGAUGAUCUUUUGGUCACCAACCCCAAGAGGGUUGAGAAGGCAAUCAAAGAGAAAUCUUGCAAUGCUCUUCUUCUCAAGGUGAAUCAAAUUGGAUCCGUAACUGAGAGCAUUGAGGCUGUAAGAAUGUCCAAGAAAGCUGGGUGGGGUGUUAUGGCCAGCCACCGAAGUGGAGAAACUGAGGAUACCUUUAUUGCUGAUCUCUCUGUGGGUUUGGCCACGGGACAAAUCAAGACCGGAGCUCCCUGCAGGUCGGAGCGUCUUGCCAAGUAUAACCAGCUCUUGCGAAUUGAGGAGGAGCUCGGUGCAGAGGCAGUCUAUGCUGGAGCCAAGUUCCGCGUACCCGUUGAGCCCUAUUAGAAUAUCAAGUGCUUCCAAAGCUUGUGCGGGAUGAAAUGAAAAAUCGAGCUUCUCAAGGAGGGAAUAAGUUUUUCCAUGUAGAAUGGGUUUUAGUUAUGGGGAACUUGAAACCUUUUUUCCAAUAAUUUUCAGAGAAGUUUUGUUCUGAGAGCUUGAACACAGUGCACUACAUAACUUUUUGAGUAAGCGUGUUCGUCUGUGUAAUGUUUUGAGUUGGUUUUAAAUGUUUGCUGCUGCUAGUUUUGGCUUAUGGUUUUAUCAACGUGCCAUCGGGAAUUCUCUCUUUAA
This is a messenger RNA of Prunus avium (sweet cherry), 1841 nucleotides long. RefSeq names its product enolase. Gene Ontology annotation, biological process: glycolytic process. Gene Ontology annotation, cellular component: phosphopyruvate hydratase complex. Gene Ontology annotation, molecular function: phosphopyruvate hydratase activity; magnesium ion binding. Lineage: Eukaryota; Viridiplantae; Streptophyta; Magnoliopsida; Rosales; Rosaceae. The record is from RefSeq and is a predicted model, not a curated record.